Sycon ciliatum is the source of this 4419-nucleotide messenger RNA. Its product is annotated as N-alpha-acetyltransferase 25, NatB auxiliary subunit-like. Bases 102 to 3224 code for a protein of 1040 amino acids. The transcript is spliced from 29 exons. The record is from RefSeq and is a predicted model, not a curated record. Lineage: Eukaryota; Metazoa; Porifera; Calcarea; Leucosolenida; Sycettidae. Gene Ontology annotation, molecular function: protein binding. Gene Ontology annotation, biological process: N-terminal peptidyl-methionine acetylation. Gene Ontology annotation, cellular component: NatB complex; cytoplasm.
UGAUCUUGUGUUCAAAACCAGGCGGAUCGCUUGUUUGUUGGGUAUUUUCGUCUUAUUUCGAAACAGUACUUCCAUUGGAGGGUGCACCAUCAACCAGUGUUAUGGCGUCCAGAGCGAACCCCGAGGCUCAAGAGCGAAAGCUCCGUAGUAUCUAUGAGGCGCUGGACAACUCUGCCAACAAGAAGGCAGUUCAGCUAGCCGACCGCAUCCUCAAGAAACAGAAGGACUUUGUCAGCAUCAAGGGUCUGAAAGGUCUUGCCCUGCUCCGUAUGGGUCGUCGUGAUGACGCCGCGGCUGUCAUCAAGGAAGUGCGUGCCGUGGCGCAGUCCGAGGAAGCCACCGUGCAAGCACUGACGCUCUACUAUCGAGAGAGCGCUCAGCCGGAAGAGUUGUGCCGCUUCUACGAAGACUUGGUGGAGAGGAACGCUCCGAGCGAGGAACUACUGGCACAGCUCUUCAUGUCCUAUGUGCGUGUCGGCAAUCACAAGCUGCAGCAGAAGACCGCACUCGCGUUACACAAAGGCUACCCGACGAAGAACCCAUACUACUUCUGGGCUGUGAUGAGCGUCUUUCUUCAGGCCCACGAGUCAGCCGACAGCAUAGCCAACACCGUGUAUCUCCCACUGGCAGAGAGAAUGGCCGAUAAAAUGGUUAAAGAAGAGAAGAUUGAAGCCGAGGCAGAGGUACGUCUGUACCUGAUGAUCCUGUUACGACUACAGCGCUAUGAGAGAGCCCUCGACAUUGUCCACUCGAAUCUAGGUAACCUGUUUCACAGCCACGAGGAGCUGAUCACGUUUGAAGUUCAGAUCCUGCAGCACACUUGCCGGUGGAAAGACUUGAUGUCGCUGUACCGCACUGAGCUAAACAAAAACCCUGAGAAUUGGUCAUCUUGGAGUGGGUACAUGGACGCACUGGAGAAGUUCCUGGCAACCGAGGAGUCCGCAGAAUGUGAAGCUGAGUUUACCCUACCCGGCUUUCAUCAGUUCAUCACGGACGUUGAGGAAGCGCUGCAAGACGUCAAUCGACCGGCACCAAAGUCGCGUAACCUGCAUCUGGCACGUCUAGAGCUCAUCAAGCGUGUCAUGGCCAGUCAGCUGUUGACGGCGAAGUGUGACUCGCUGGUUCUGCCUUCGCUGCAAGAAGCAAUCCUCGGCUAUAUUGAGGUGUUUGGUGGAAAGCCAACGUGCUUCAAUGAUGUACGCCAGUAUCUGGAUAUCCUCCCGGCUGAUGCGCAAAAAUCGGUACUGGACACGGCAACAGCAACAGCGCAUCAAGCUAGUGCAGCCUGCAAAGAAGAGGACUCAACCAGUGUCAAGGUAUCGGCCGUGUGUCGUCAGUGCCUGUCAGUUCAGCUCGCACGCUACACGGGUCAACAUCAUACGUUGAGCGCCGAGGAACGUCGUCAGCUGACGCAAACGCUCAUGCAGCAACACACCGAAGGCCUUCCGCUCGGCAAGGAUCUCCUUUCUACGGAUGUGCAGUAUGUUGACAACCUCCCCCUUCUUGCCGCUCACAUUCUUCUGGACAGUGUGAACCACCUCGACCGUAGCAAUGAGGCUGAUCUUCUCCGUGCUCUUGUUCUCCUGGAACACUCUCUCCAAGCUAGUCCCAGUUCAUCACAGCUGCAGCUAAUGGCACUCAAGCUGUAUUGUAUGGCUGGUGCGUAUGAUCCAUGCGCCAUCAUAUUCAACCAGCUGCAAAUCAAGCACUUCCUCUUGGAGACCAUCGGGUACUUGUGGAGUGGCCCAGUGUUUGGUCUGGGCUACUUUCGCAGUGCGGCCGCUGUCACGCAGAUGAUGCUGGGCAUGAACACAGAGACGGCUGAGUUCCUGAUUAGCGCCUAUCGGUCCGGAUCUUUCCACAAGAUCAUCGAGAUCAUGAACUUCAAGCAGGACCUGCAGAAAUCACUUCAGCUAGCCACAGCCAGUGCUCUAUAUCAGCGUGUUGAACUGCUGACCAAGAGUCAUACGAUAGAAGAAGUGGUGGUGCGCUACCAGAAAACCAGUCCCAUGGUAUUCCCACGUGUAGUGGCGGCACAGUGGAGGGACUUACGUGAUGUCCGCGCCAUGACCUCAUGGGCACCGGCAGCGGAGCAGAUGUCUGACGAGCAGAAGAAGUCUUCGUUUGAACUUGAGUCUGUCUGGGUGGAACUGCGUGCUUGCCUGAACCGUUCCGUCUGCUGCAUGUGCAGCGCAGCUGCCACAUUCACACCAGCCACUGCCACUGCGUCACAAACGCCUGCACCGGCACCCGCGACCAAUGGCAGCACAUCUGCAGGAGCGGCAACAACAGCGGACAACGAUGACAUUGACAUAACUUACGUACCAGCUCUCGGUACACCAGAGCUAGCAGCCAAGGCACGCACCAUGGACAGUGGCGGCCUCCGGGAAGCAGCGGAGCUCGUCGGGCGCAUCGAGAAGCUCUGCUCGCAGGCCGCGCAGCAUCCGGGUCUGCGCGAACGGUACCCAAUCCAGGGUCCUCACGGCACCGGUUUGCCCGCGUUCCUUGAUGGUCACCAUGGGAACAUUCACACCGCCGCUCUGAUUGUUGCCAUAACAACGCACAACCUCCUGCGACCGCAGCAGCCUGGCGGCAGUAAGAAUGGCAGUGUGGCCGACCCUGUUGAGGCUGUGCGGAAAAGCUUGGAGGGCAUGUCGGCGGAUUUGGAAGCUUCCAGCCACGUCAGCGAGGCUGAUCAGCUAGACGCUGUACGGAAAAGCCUCGACGGCAUUGCUUCUGCAUUGGAAGACGGCUUUGCGAGAGCGCGGGCAGGUCUGUGCGUAGUGGACGGCGACUCUCGCAGAUUCGUUGGCUGCGGCCUGGAGGCACUUGUCAAUGUCGUUGAUAGUCUCAGCUCGGUGGUGCUGCUAUUGUCUUGUGCAAACUACUUUGUCACUUGUUCACGUGGUACCAGCAAGAAGGCCAGGAAGAAGAAGCCAACGGGAGUGCUCGGUGAACUGCUAGAUCUGCUGAGUGGAGCGCACAUUCGCCUCGGUGAUAUCCUGUCAGACGUACGCGCCUAUGCGGACACGACGCACAAGGAGCUGGUCAACAAGCAGCUGCUGUCGGUGCCGGCUGCUGUCAUUGAACAGAUGCCGUCGGAGUAUUCCGUUGCUGUGGAGAAAGUACACAAGGGCAUCACGGACAGCCAUCAGCAGGCUCUGGACGCCAUUCGCGACGUUCUGGACUCCAAGCUGCGCUCGUUCUCUGCCGUCAGGCUGUGAGCUUUGAGCGCAUGUGUGUGUGUGUGUGCGCGCGUGUGUGUGUGUGUGUGCGUGUGUGUGCGUGUGUGUUUGUGCGUGUGUGUGUGUGUGUGUGUGUGUGUGUGUGUGUGUGUGUGUGUGUGUGCAUGGGAUGUCUGAGGUGUGUGCAUAUGUGUGGUGUGUGUGUAUAUGUGCGUGUGUACAACCGUGUGUGUGUGUGCAUCUCUGUGUGCACGUGUGUGCGUAUAUGCACCACGUAUGUUGCUUUUAUCCCUGCCCGUGCACAAUACACAGUUGUACGUGUCUCCUCGUUUGCUCCAAGAUGGAGGUAGUGUCAUUCUAAAAGAGCGCACAGAACGUACUUCUCACAACGACUGUCGUUUUGCCGGUUUGUGUGCCGCGCACCGCACAUCGCUAGUUGCGUCCAGCUUCGAUGCAUAUUUAUUCUCUUCUGACUUGUCGUGCUUGUGCAAGCUGUCAGUCCCUUCCGCUAGCUCUGGUGCUCUGCAGCUGUCUCCAAUAGUCGUGAAACUUUCAGCUGUCACGCAUUGCUGUGCAGUUUUACGAACGUCUUGAUUGGCACUCUUCCCUUUGGGUAAUUGCCGAGAUUUGAUAAAUAGAUUCUUUUGAGAAAUUUGCCAUAUUCUCGCAGUUUGUAUGUUUUUUUCUUCUCCAAGUCAUGCCGUCGUUGUUUGGUUUUUUUAACCACGAAACGCUGACUAACAUGUUAUUGUACAGCUUUGCCAUCACUGUAUUAUAGCUCAGCUCUGUUGCCAUGGUUGCACUGGUCGCUGCUCUGUUGCCAUGGUUGCACUGGUCACUGCUCUGUUGCCACGGUUGCAGUGAUGACUACUCUGUCGCCAUGGUUGCACUUAUCGCUGCUCUGUCGCCAUGGCUAUCUACAGCUGUAGCCACCGCCGCCUGUACAUUGUCUGUUGUCUGCCCUCCUGGCCAGUGGCCGUGCUAGCUGUAGGCUUACUCAGCGGGGGCGUGUGUACAAAGAAUUUUCCUCUCUCUCUCUCUCUUGUCUAGUGUCUACUGCUGUCCCCCGCCCGCCUGUACAUUAUGCUGUGUGUCCAAGUUCUCGUGGCCUGCUCACAUGCUUGCUAUCUGGGGGUAGUAAUUUUACUACUCCGUGCGUGCUGUGCUCUGCUCAUUAUGAUUAUGCUGCUGCUGUUUCUUGAUAGUUACCAUAAACGUUAACCUUGCAGUAAAA